Molecule: messenger RNA, 3195 nt
Organism: Apodemus sylvaticus (European woodmouse)
Lineage: Eukaryota; Metazoa; Chordata; Mammalia; Rodentia; Muridae
Gene: Scyl3
Product: SCY1 like pseudokinase 3
Exons: 14
Coding region: 378-2603 (741 amino acids)
Biological process (GO): protein phosphorylation
Molecular function (GO): protein kinase activity; ATP binding
Source: RefSeq, a predicted model, not a curated record
GAAAACACGCAGGGAAGCUUCUCCGCAGCCAGAGCUGGCUGCCGGGAGCAGGCGUGAGGCGCAGGCUUCCCUGGCGCCCACACCUAAAGCCCGCACGCGCCCUGGCAGCACCUGCGCGGCCGCUCUAGCUCGGUUCCGGGUUCGCGCCUCGGUGGUGGCGUGGGAGGAACUGAAGGCCGGUCUGUUGACCCGCUUCCGGGCCCUUGUGGAGCCGCCUGAGCCGGGUCCUCGGGGUGUCUGCGGGUGCAGGAACCGUGGUCGCGGUGCGGAGCCAGCCGCGGGCGCAGAGGGAGCGGAGCCGCCAGCCUCCUCCCGCCGCCCGCAGAGCUGUUUGAGUUUGAGGAGGCGCUUCACGACUGUCUUCGAGGGCAACAGGGAUGGGAUCAGAGAACAGCGCUUUAAAGAGCUACACACUGAAAGAGUCUCCUUACACCUUACCAUCUGGACUGGCUGUUUAUCCCGCCAUACUGCAAGAUGGGAAAUGUGCUUCCGUGUUUGUAUAUAAGCGAGAAAACGAAGACAAGGUUAACAAGGCUGCCAAGCACUUAAAGACACUCCGUCACCCUUGCUUGCUAAGAUUUUUAUCUUGUACUGUGGAAGCAGAUGGCAUUCACCUCGUCACUGAGAGAGUGCAGCCUCUGGAAGUGGCCUUGGAAACCCUGUCUCCUGCAGAAGUCUGUGCUGGAAUCUAUGACGUAUUGCUGGCUCUUAUCUUCCUUCAUGACAGAGGACACCUGACACACAACAAUGUCUGCUUAUCGUCUGUUUUUGUGAGUGAGGACGGGCACUGGAAGCUUGGAGGCAUGGAGACUGUCUGCAAAGUUCCUCAGGCCACAGCAGAGUUUCUCAGGAGUAUCCAGUCAGUAAGAGACCCGGCAUCUAUUCCUCCUGAGGAGAUGUCUCCAGAAUUUUCAGCCCUUCCGGAGUCCCUCGGACACGCCCGGGAUGCCUAUUCGUUUGGAACUUUGGUGGACAGCUUGCUCCCCAUCUUUAAUGAGCAGGUUUCAGCGGAUGUUCUCUCCAGCUUCCUACAGACCCUGCACUCAGCUCUGCUGAAUCCCACGCCCAAGUGUCGGCCAGCACUCAGCACCUUACUGUCCCAUGAUUUCUUCAGAAAUGAUUUUCUAGAAGUUGUGAAUUUCUUGAAAAGCUUGACAUUAAAGAGUGAAGAUGAAAAGACUGAAUUUUUCAAAUUUCUGCUGGACCGAGUGAGCUGCCUGUCAGAAGAAUUAAUAGCUUCAAGAUUGGUGCCUCUUCUGCUUAACCAACUGGUGUUUGCUGAGCCAGUAGCUGUUAAGAGUUUCCUUCCCUAUCUACUUGGACCUAAAAAAGAGAAUGCACCAGGAGAGACGCCGUGCUUGCUCUCACCAGCGCUGUUCCAGUCACGAGUGAUCCCUGUGCUUCUCCAGUUGUUCGAGGUCCACGAGGAGCAUGUGCGGAUGGUGUUACUGUCCCACAUCGAGGCCUAUGUGGAGCACUUUACUCAGGAACAGCUAAAGAAAGUCAUCUUGCCACAGGUACUACUGGGCCUUCGUGAUACCAGCGAUUCCAUUGUGGCAGUUACUCUCCGUAGCCUGGCAGUGCUGGUGUCUUUACUUGGACCAGAAGUGGUUGUGGGAGGAGAAAGAACUAAGAUCUUUAAGCGCACUGCUCCAAGCUUUACCAAAACUAGUGACCUUUCCCCUGAAGGUUCUCCCAUGCAUGUUGUCUGCAGCCAGCAGAGUCGGAUCUCAGAAGUCUUGGAGAACCCCUCCUCUACUGCAUUCCCUGAAUGGUUUUCUGGCAACAUGCCCAGCAACAGCAGGAAGCACAUACAGAAAGAAUAUUGCAAUGCUCUCUUACAGACAGGUGAUCAGUUUUCUCACACUAUUAAAUUCCCUAUGAAUGGACUCUCAGAUGUGAAAAACACUUCAGAGGACAAGGGAAACUUCCCUGCGGGUUCUAAUAAGCCUGAGGAGUGGCCUGACUGGAGUGAGCCUGAGGAGCCUGAGCACCAGACUGCCAAUAUUCACAUACGUCCCCAAGAACCCUGUGAUGUAGCAGAGUCCCAGCACACAAAUCUGAACGCAGAGGAGUUGUCCUGGGAUGACUGUGAGUCUAGCUUUGGUACUGAAGUGAGCACAGCAGCUAGAGCUGCUCCCAUGCCUGUUACCUCAGGGGAACAGACACCCACUGCAGCUUUGCUUCCUCUCACUGAAGAGUCAAAGCCCUUGCAACCCAGUCCUGCCUCAAAGACUAGUCACAGACAGCAUGAUGAAAUCAAACCACCCCCAGUGUCACAAGAAAGAUCCCUGAAGGCUCGAUCGGAACUUGGUUUAGGAGAAGAGUUUACCAUUCAAGUAAAAAAGAAGCCAGUACAAGAUCCCGAGUUGGACUGGUUUGCAGAUAUGAUCCCAGAAAUUAAGCCUUCAGGUACUUUUCUUAUUCUGCCUGAACUAAGGACAGAAGUGAUGGUCCCUGACAAAGAUAACGUCUCAUCAGCUAUGCAGUUUUCCUCAAAGUUUGCUGCAACAGAAAUGACCGAGUGUCCAUGUGUUCUGUUGCAGGGAGAGGCAGAAGGCUGGGAAGGAGAAGAGCUAGCCUGGGAAGAUAACAACUGGUGACGAUAAGGAAAAGCUUCAGGAAGAAUUCUAAAAGAAUUAAUACCUCAAAGCAAGCUGCAUGGAUGUAAAACCCCGAAGCAGCUUGUGUCCCCAUACCAGGAGCUCUUUUUUGCAGUCUGUGCCAACUCAAGCAGAGACCAACCUCAGGUUGCUAAGAACUGGUGGCAAAAGGCUUUUGGUGCCAGAUUCCAGGAGAAAGUGCUGUGUGCAUUUGACUGAGGCCAGUUUUCAUACAAAGCAAAUAGCUAAAGAAGUGCUUUUUUCCAGGAAAAGUUCUGGAAGUAAAAGAAAUAAAAAAAUUCAAGCUGGUAAGCUUAAUUUUGUGCCAUUUCUUUAAAAGAGUAAGCUAUUAUGAAAUAACUUACUGGAAAAAAAAAACUAGCUGUAAAUUAUAACUUCAAACUGCUAAGGCUCCUUAGGCAGUUUAUUUGUUUACAGUUUGUCAUCUGAGAAAAGAAAAGUCCCCUUCCUUUGGACCUGGACAGUUACUGUUUUCACUGUUUCACUGUACCAAAGCUCUCAAUGAGAAACUCCCCCAACCCCCUCAUCUUGUUCUCUAUGUCAAAUAAAGAUUAUUUUCACAUUUACAAAA